AUGGUUGUCAUGCUGUUAAAGCUUAUGCCAAAUAUAGCUAACCCAAGAAGCUGCAAGAGGAGGAAAUUAACUGGUGGAUGUGCAGAGACAGGGUGCGCUCAGAGUGUGUGUGCAUAUAGAUCGGUGUGUGGUUCAGCACCGUUGGUCAUAUCAAAAUGCAUCCCCAUUGGCCUCCUAGCAGUUAAGACGAAUAAUAUCUACGAAGCCAAAGAGCAAGGUGCGGAUAUGGCCAUCUCAACGAUGGAGAGAACAACUAUCCACCACUAUCGGGAACAGUCGUGGAGAUCACAAGCAAGAGGUAGGUGGACUGCCCGGGAAAUAAAUGAAGUGCAACUGUGGAUCAACAUGAAAUAUGGGGAUGUAAAUUUUUAUCUUGCCAAGUUCCUCUCAGGACACGAUCACUUCAAUGCCUAUUUUUUCAGAGAUAAGAAGCCAAGUCCUAAAUUCGACUACUGUUUAAUACACUGUACCAAUCUUUAA
Messenger RNA from Belonocnema kinseyi, 480 nucleotides. RefSeq lists its product as uncharacterized. The transcript has a single exon. The record is from RefSeq and is a predicted model, not a curated record. The coding region runs from base 1 to 480 and encodes 159 amino acids. Lineage: Eukaryota; Metazoa; Arthropoda; Insecta; Hymenoptera; Cynipidae.